ACUCUUGCGUAGUUAAUUUCAAACUUGCUCAUCUCCACUUCGGAUGGAAAAUUCUAGCACAUAAGCAUUUUUUCCACUCAGUUUCUUAUUUGACAGGCCUUUUUUGAAGAGACCAACGAUUCUUCUUGUUCGUAAAACGCUAGGAAAGACCGUCUAAAUUUUAGGUUGAAGAAGCUCUGAACAAGACAAGAAGGAAUCAUCAUGAGCACCUCAAGCAUCGACCCAGCUAUGCUGGCAACUGUGAAGGAGUUUGUCGAACUGUUGAAACAUCAGCCCAGCCUGAUCUUUACAGAGGAUCUAAAGUUUCUUCGGGAUUAUUUGUCUGCAGUUGGUGCAAAGCUGCCCAAGAUGCCAGAACCUGGUAACAAAAGCGGAUCUGGAGAUUCCAAACCUUCUGGUGGCGAACCCAAGAAACCGACAGCAAAGCCUACCGUAGAAGAAGUAAUUGACGACGAGAUGGAGAUAGAGGAAGAGCCAUUUCCAGAGCUUCCCCAAGAAGGAGUUGUUGAUGCUGACGAAGUUGAUUCAAACCAAGACAUGGGGUCGAAUGCUGAAGAUGUUGGGGAGGAAGCGAUGGAAAAGUCCAAUGAAUUGAAGAUGGAGGCAGUUGGACUGUUUGGCGAAGGCAAAUUUGAAGAAUGUAUACAAAAAUAUACAGAGGCAAUUAAGUUGAAUGGACACGCUGCAGUCCUUUUUGCUAAACGUGGACAAGCUUAUCUUAGAUUGGAAAAGCCUAAUGCUUGCAUCAAAGAUUGCUCCAAAGCCCUCGAAUUAAACCCUGACUCGGCAAUUGGUUACAAGUUUAGGGGUCGGGCUCAUCGACUUCUUGGUCACUGGGAGGAAGCAGCGUCUGACCUGCGUCAAGCAUGCAAGAUUGAUUUCGAUGAACAAACUGACGAAUGGCUGAAGGAGUGUCAGCCAAACGCGAGGAAGGUGGAAGAGUGGAGAAUUCGUAAAAAGUUACGAGAUGAAGAACGCGACAUUCAGCAAAGGAAGGCUCGAGCGCAGGAGCGGGCACGCGCGCAUGCUGCAAGUGCAGAAGCUCAUCAUCAGCAAGAACAAGAUUCCGAGGGACCUGACUCUGACUUUCUCGGAGGAUUGGGUGGCAUCCUGGGAGAUCCAGAAAUUGCUGGGCUAAUGAACGAUCCCGAGGUUGCGGAGGCUUUCAAAGACAUUGGACAAAAUCCUGCUAACCUUCUGAAAUAUCAAAAUAAUCCAAAGGUCAUGAAAUUUAUUCAAGCGUUCCAAAAGAAAAUGGGGGGAAUGGGUGGUAUGCCAGGAAUGGGCGGAGGUAUGCCAGGCAUGGGGGGCAUGCCCGGAGGAAUGCCCGGAUUUCCUGGGGGCAUGGGUGGCUUUCCGGGGAUGCCUGGAUUCGGGGGAGCAAGUGCACCACCACCUCCGAACCCAACCCCAAACAUGAAACCUCCCGGCGACGAUCUUGACUGAGCAAAGUGAGGUCGAACUAUGCAGAGGCAUCAACUAUAAUAGCCAGAUUUCUUCACAACGCUACAGUUAUUCAUAUAUGGGAUAAAAUUGUUGUUGAGGUAGAUCAAAAAACUGAGUUUAUUGUUAUAUUUAGUUGCCAUGAGAUUUUUGUAUGGUACGUAAAAUUAAAAUAUGUAUAAUCUGAAAGGCUGUAUGUCUGGUCAAAAUUAUAUAUCUAAAUGUAACCAUACCACACAUUUAUAGUUUAUACUCCUCCUUCCAAAACUUAUGAUUACGUACUUCUUUAAUUUUCAGUUGCGUUGCUUACCUUGUAUGUCAUAAAUUUCUUCAAAAACUGUGCCUCAGUCCGGUCAAUAAAGCAAUAUGUUUAAUUUUUGAAAUAUUACAUAUA
Molecule: messenger RNA, 1837 nt
Organism: Folsomia candida
Lineage: Eukaryota; Metazoa; Arthropoda; Collembola; Entomobryomorpha; Isotomidae
Product: putative protein FAM10A4
Exons: 9
Coding region: 202-1446 (414 amino acids)
Molecular function (GO): protein dimerization activity; Hsp70 protein binding
Source: RefSeq, a predicted model, not a curated record